UACGUAAUGAUUGUCAAUCUAUUACAUCGAACGUUAGGUUGGGUUAGGUAGGUAGGUUCAUAACCGUAUGAGCUACUAAAGUCUAAAGCAUGUAUAUCGAAACAUGUCGAACAAGGCGGUCUCACGCACACUCCUUUUCUUUCCGCCUGUUUUUUUUCUUCUUUUCCCACAUACCGUCUGAAGCAAUAUAUGCAUAUCCAUCGUAUCCCACAGUAAAGUUAACUUAGGUACUAACAGUUCCUAUCGGUUAAUAAAAGGUAACAAUGGCAUCUAAAAUGAAAGCCCUAGUCACUGUCGAAGGAAAGACAGCGCAGGUUCAGGACGUAGAUGUCCCAAAACCUGGCGGAGGAGAAAUCAUAGUCAAAACCCACUACGUUGCUCAAAAUCCUACGGACUGGAAGAGUAUGCUGUCCGUGCCCCCCGGCCGAAUUUUAGGAUGCGAUUUCGCCGGCACAGUUCAUGACAGCAACGGUUCCCACUGGAGAGAAGGACAGCGUGUUGCCGGCUUCGUAUUCGGAUCCUCCACCAACCCAACUCGAGGGGCCUUUGCAGAAUACGUCGCUACAGAGGCGAGCUUGGUAUAUCUAAUCCCAGACAAUAUUUCCUACCAAGAUGCCGCCGCGAUCCCCCUAGCUUUUGCAACCGCCGUGCAAGCUCUAUUCCAGAGGUUGAAGCUGCCGGAGCCGAGCAACCCAGCUAAAAAUGUCUUCCCUUUCCUCGUCAACGGGGGUACGUCAAGCGUCGGCCAGUACGCCAUCCAACUAGGCAAACUAGCCGGCGCCUUUGUCAUUGCUACCGGGUCCUCUCAGAAUCACGAGUUGCUGAAGUCGCUGGGUGCUGAUGCUGUCAUUAACUAUAAGGACCCGAAUUGGACCGAAGAGGUUCGAAAGCUCACUCACAACGGACUCGAGCUCGUUCUCGAUUGCAUCAGCCAGCCUAGCACGGUAGAGGCAGUUUCAAAGACUCUGUCUCCAACGAAAGGCGGCCACAUCGUUACCACCCUCGCUGUCGACAAGAUCAGGGAAAAGAUCGAAAACGAGAAAGUUAAACUGGAGAGCACUAUCGUGUAUACAGUAUUUGGGCGUCCUAUAAAGUACGACUCAUUCGACAACUGUGGAGAGCCGACUCCGCAGGAUAAGGCAUUGUGGGAGAAGUACCUGGCCAUGCUCCCAGAGUUGCUCUCUAAGGGUAAAAUCAAGCCCAACAAAGUGAGAGAGCGGGGUGGCCUUGAUAGCAUAUUGGCCGGCUUAAAGGAGCAUCAAGAGGGCAAAGUCAGAGCUGAGAAGUUAGUUUACAAGAUUUCAUAGGCUAUUAGCGUCAAAAGAAGUUAGGAGGUACAUAGAAUCGUAGGCACAUGUCACCUUUUCAUAUCACAACUUUAUGAUUCUAUUUUAUCGUUACCACCCCGUACGAUCCCUGGUCAAACAACUCAGCAUGGCCCUAUUAGCUUCUUCUUUGUCAUCCCAGCCUCAAC
Messenger RNA from Daldinia caldariorum, 1474 nucleotides. RefSeq names its product GroES-like protein. The transcript has a single exon. The coding region runs from base 264 to 1307 and encodes 347 amino acids. The record is from RefSeq and is a predicted model, not a curated record. NCBI's taxonomy places the organism in Eukaryota, Fungi, Ascomycota, Sordariomycetes, Xylariales, Hypoxylaceae. Gene Ontology annotation, molecular function: oxidoreductase activity, acting on NAD(P)H.